AUGGCCUGCAGUAGAUGAAAUGAGUUAAAACACCUGUGUGAGACAGGAAGUAGCAGGGGUCAGGUGGGUGCUGCAGGUCAUGGUGGAGCUGCACGCUGAGUGUGAACACCUGUAGCGUCCCUGUGGUUUACAUGGAACGAACUGAGGAGAGAGGCAGCACGCCGGGCAGGAUGCCUCUGAACGCGGGAGACACCGGGUACGGCAGCGUGCGAGGCUCAGUGCUGUCGAGCAGCGUGGCGGCCUCCGAGUCCUCCCCGCUGCUCAUCCCGGAGGGGGAGCCGGAGCCCGGGGCGGUCCACCGCUGGAAGCCCCUGUCCAGGGAGCAGCUGGAGGCCGCCGCGGGGGGUCCGGGGUGGAGGAAGGUGCGCUGCUACCUGGUGCUGCUCUUCUGGCUGGCCUGGCUGGCCAUGCUCGCCAUCUCCAUCGCCAUCGUGGUGAUGAGCCCCCGGCCGGACGUGACCCCGCUCCGGUGGUGGCAGAAGACGCAGUUCUACCAGCUGCAGCCCGACAGUGAGGGGCCAGGAGGGGUCCAAGCUCUGUGUGAGCAGCUUCCAUACUUCAGGUCUCUGGGUUUCGGGGCCCUAAUCCUGGCGGGUCUGUUUGACAAAGAGGCGUCUCCUUUAAACGUCACUGGCGAAAGGUUGAAGACUGUGGCUGAGAUCCAGCAUCUGCUAGCAGAGAGCAACAGAGCAGGUCUCAAAGUGGUGUUGGACUUCUGUGAACAGGAAGUCGCAGGAAACCGGCGUUCGAACCUCUCAGCCACACAUACACUGCGGUUCUGGUUGGAGCAGGGGGUGGCAGGGUUUGCCAUCUGUGACACAGACGCAGCGUAUUCAGAAAAGACUCUGGUGGAGUGGAGAGGUGUCUUCAAAGAAUUCAGCACUGAGGAGGACAAGGAAAGGAUACUGGUGGUGAAACAGACAAGAGAAGUUCUGCGUCCUCUGAACAACAUCACGCUGGUGGAUGUGGUCAUGAGGUCGAUUCUGCCGUCUUCACGACACCUCCUGUCUGCCAACGAAGUCGCAGAUGCCAUAGAGACGCACCUGCAAACAAGAGAAGACGUCAUAUGGCCCAGCUGGACAGUUGGAGGACAAGUAUCACGCGACUUGAAGAAAUUACUCCUUGUGCUGAUGAUGACGCUGCCAGGAUCACCUGCAGUCCGAUAUGACGAAGACCUCGACCAAACACAGAACGUGUCUAUGAAGGUCGGCUGGUCACAUGGAGAGGCCACAGAACCAGACACUAGUACAGACAGGGAGAAGACGAAGCGUUUAGCUGUCGCCCUCUUCACCUCCCUCAGUCGCUCCAGAGGCAGAGAAGAAGCUCUCCUGUACGGCAGCUUCACUUUCCUCCCCUUCAACUCCUCCACCAACUCCUCUUCCUCGUCCUCCUCGAACUCCACUCUGGCCUCUCCUUCAUCCCCGCCGAUCCUGGCCUUCCUGCGCUCCUGGGGUUGCGUCCACUUCCUCAUCCUUCUCAACGUUGGCCCAGAGAUGAACAGACUGGACCCUGCCUGGGCCCCGAGCCUGCCCGUGGCUGGAGUGUUUGUCACCAGCACAGAGAUGGACCGACUGGGGUCCAUGACUCUGGACAAACUGGAGCUACGGCCCCACGAAGCCAUCGUCAUCAAACUGUUUAAGGCGGGAAGCUACUCGUAGAGCUUCUUCUGUUAGCGGUUGUGUGGACAUUAAGAUUAAGAUAACAUUGAGAUUUGAGUUUUCCUCUCACAGGUUGACAAAUGUCUAAAACUUUUUUUUUUAAAGUUGUGAUUGGUAUGUGCUCAGAGGUCACAGAAAAUAAAAUGAUGGUAAUGUCUGGCAUCAUUUGUUGUCACUAAGCAUGUUUUAGUUGGAGUGACAUAACUUCAGAUAUGUAGAAUUUUGAAAGAAACGCAAAUGAAUCCGCUGUGAUUGUUGUCAUUUGAGAUAACUGUCAGCAAUCCCCUCCAUCUGCUCUACAUCACCACACUUGAAUGACUUCUCUCUUUUUUUCUUCAUACAUAAUACUGAGAGUUUAUUUAAAGGUGCACAAUGUUACUUUUUCUGGGCCUCUAAACAGAUGGUUUUGCAAACUGUCUCUAACAUCAGUUUUUAUUUUCUUAAAUAUUUUGAGUUUGCAAACAAUUGAGUAAAACAGUCUUGUAUUUGAUUUAUGGCAGGGUGAGAACAAAGAGGGCAUCGCUGAGUUACUAGAACUGUUAAGAAAGCUCCACAGUGCACCUUUUUAAUAUUUUUGGUGAUUUACAGGAAUGCAUAAAUCUUCAGAGAAAAGCUGGAAUAAUAGAUGACAGACAUUGCAUUGCACUUUUAUAGCUGAAAUUUCUCUGCAGUACUUGUAUAUCACCUUGCGGGGCAGCUGGAUUCACUAGAAAAUGUUUGAUUAUUACCGACCUCUCUUCAAUGAUGUCAAAGCGGUCAUAUAACAAAAGAAGCAUUCGAAAUGUCACGGUUCUUUUCCAGUAAUUCUUCCAAACAUGUGGCCUCUGUUAUGAACAAAAUGAAGCCUCUCU
Molecule: messenger RNA, 2509 nt
Organism: Acanthopagrus latus (yellowfin seabream)
Lineage: Eukaryota; Metazoa; Chordata; Actinopteri; Spariformes; Sparidae
Product: 4F2 cell-surface antigen heavy chain
Exons: 10
Coding region: 132-1658 (508 amino acids)
Biological process (GO): amino acid transport
Source: RefSeq, a predicted model, not a curated record